Messenger RNA from Salarias fasciatus (jewelled blenny), 1922 nucleotides. It is a transcript of the gene slc2a9l2, whose product is annotated as solute carrier family 2 member 9, like 2. The transcript is spliced from 14 exons. Gene Ontology annotation, molecular function: D-glucose transmembrane transporter activity. Bases 202 to 1752 code for a protein of 516 amino acids. Gene Ontology annotation, cellular component: plasma membrane. The record is from RefSeq and is a predicted model, not a curated record. Gene Ontology annotation, biological process: dehydroascorbic acid transport. Lineage: Eukaryota; Metazoa; Chordata; Actinopteri; Blenniiformes; Blenniidae.
GCUUCAUGCUGACUGUCAUCACACUUAAAGAUGGAGCAGGAGAACACCCAGUAAGACUGUUUUCUGUUGUGGGAUUAAAACGGGUAGAACAAUCUACCGGGACAAGUUAAAAGGUGACUGCAGUUGAUUUGUUUGUGGCGCCUGAAGGGAAAGGUCAGACUGGUUUGGACUGCAGGAGCCUACAAGUUUGUUUGCUGAAAGAUGGAUAAAGAAAAGCAGGACCAGGCUGACGACAAGAUGGAUACAAAGCAACCAGUCACAGCCUGCCUGUUGAGCGCUGCCUUCUUUGGGGCCCUGGGCUCGUCCUUCCUUUACGGCUACAACCUCUCCGUGGUCAACGCGCCUGCUGUGUACAUUAAAGCUUUCUACAAUGAGACCUGGAUUGAAAGAUACGGGGAGCCCAUUUCAGCAGAGACGGUGACGCUGCUCUGGUCUAUUACAGUCUCCAUAUUCGCUGUUGGAGGCCUUCUCGGAGCAGUAUCUGUCUCUCUAAUCAUCAAAGUGCUGGGAAGAAAGGGAACCUUGUUGGUAAAUAACGGCUUCGCUGUCGUUGCUGCUCUGCUGCUGUCGUUGGGGGAAAUGUCAAGAUCUUUUGAGAUGCUCAUUGUUGGCAGAUUGAUGAUGGGAGUGGACUCUGGCAUAGCUCUCAGUGCCCUCCCCAUGUACCUGGGAGAAAUUUCUCCAAGACACAUCAGAGGCUCCAUUGGCCAGUUCAACUCCAUCCUGAUCUGCUUGGGGGUGUUCACAGGACAAGCGCUGGGACUGCCGGAGCUGCUUGGUCAGGAAUCAAGGUGGAACUACCUUUUCGCUUUCUUGGCGCUCCCAGCGAUGCUGCAGCUGUGUGUGCUGCCUUUCCUCCCAGAGAGUCCUCGCUUCCUGCUGAUGGAGAGGAGGGACGAGGCUGCGGCAAAGCGAGCGUUCCAAAAGUUUCUGGGGAAGGAAGACGUGUCCCAGGAGCUGGAGGAGGUCCACAUGGAGGCCCGCGCUCAGGACAACAUCCAGGCUGUGUCUGUGCUCCAGCUGCUGAGGAACCCAGCUGUUCGCUGGCAGCUCCUCACCGUCAUCCUCAUCAUGGCCUGCUAUCAGCUCUGUGGCCUCAACGUUAUCUGGUACUACACCAACAGGAUCCUCCGUGAAGCGGGCUUUGCUGAGCACAUCCUGCCGUACAUCACGCUGAGCACGGGGGCCAUCGAGACCCUGUCUGCCAUCACCUCAGGUUUGGUGAUAGAACGAAUUGGGAGGAAGCCUCUCCUCAUAUUUGGUUUCGGCGCCAUGGCUGUGUUCUUCAGUUUGCUCACGGUCUUCCUGAAUUUACAGGAAAGUGUGUCAUGGAUGCCCUACCUCAGUUACAUCUGUAUACUGUGUGUGAUCGCCUCCUUCUGCUCUGGACCAGGUGGGAUCCCCUUCAUCCUGACGGGGGAGCUGUUUGAACAGUCCUACCGGCCCGCAGCCUUCAUGAUCGCCGGCGUCGUUAACUGGCUGUCUAACUUUGCCGUUGGACUAACGUUCCCAUUUAUUCAAGAGAAACUGCAGUCUUUCGCCUUCCUGGUGUUCGUGGUGGUCUGCACCUUGGGAGCGAUCUACCUCUACUUCAUCCUCCCUGAAACCAAAAAUAAAACAUUUAUGGCUAUCAGCCAAAGCUUUGCCAAGAUUAACAAAACGCCAAUCCCCCCCGCUGGCCAAGAACUGGAGCUGGUUCUGUCUCUAAAUGGAGAUGCCAAAGAUGUUGCUAAGAUCGAGAGUUCCAUAUAACUGGACUAAACCAAUGAUGGAGAAGCAGGGUCACAAAUGAAAGUAUUAGUUGUUUUCACCUGUAGUAUUUAUUUGUCAAUGACUAAUGUAAUUAAAAUCAUGCCUUUAUGAAUGUGUUUUGUGCGAAACAUGUUAAAACAUGGUUUUUGUGUGACUGGAUUUUAUAGGGA